Melampsora larici-populina 98AG31 is the source of this 447-nucleotide messenger RNA. RefSeq lists its product as uncharacterized. The coding region runs from base 1 to 447 and encodes 148 amino acids. NCBI's taxonomy places the organism in Eukaryota, Fungi, Basidiomycota, Pucciniomycetes, Pucciniales, Melampsoraceae. The record is from RefSeq and is a predicted model, not a curated record. The transcript has 2 exons.
AUGUUCAAUGAUAUUAAAGUGCCUAGAUCCCCCCAAAAGCCAAUGUCAAAUCAAAAUUUUCAAACUCAUACCGAGACUAGCUUUGUUGAUAUAAAUUCCAAUAAUUCCUAUUUGAUUCCUGAGGCUACUCUGGAUAAGGACGAUCUACAAAACUCCAAACAACAAACUUCCAAUGCUGUGCUAGAUCUCAUGGAGUCAAGGACUUUGUUAGAAGAGAUGAAUGAUCAAGAUUCCUCUACCUUGAUAAAGAACAGUACAACUAGUGAAACUGUUCUUGACGUCAACGAGCUGAAUGACUCCACUGGAAAACCUUCUAAUGCUCUGCCAGAUACUGUGAAAUUGAUGUCUUUGGAUCAAGUAGAUGUUGAAACUCAAGAACACCACACUUUAGCCACCACUAAUACAACCCGCAAAGCCACCUUAGAUGAGGAUAACAUGAACAAUUGA